This is a messenger RNA of Rhincodon typus (whale shark), 4154 nucleotides long. Its product is annotated as anoctamin-5. Gene Ontology annotation, biological process: chloride transmembrane transport. Gene Ontology annotation, molecular function: chloride channel activity. The transcript is spliced from 17 exons. The coding region runs from base 92 to 1945 and encodes 617 amino acids. Lineage: Eukaryota; Metazoa; Chordata; Chondrichthyes; Orectolobiformes; Rhincodontidae. Gene Ontology annotation, cellular component: plasma membrane. The record is from RefSeq and is a predicted model, not a curated record.
GCUGGAUGUGAAGCGGCUACAGAAACAGAGAGAGAGAGAGAGAGGCGGGGUAGUAGGAGGCAGUGUUAGCGGCUCCUGUACAUGGGAGAACAUGAACCUAUACAAUGGCAAAAACCAGGAGACUCUCAUUGAAAUGUCUUCCGCUGGGGAUGAGACUGGAGAUGUUGCUGUUAUCUUUGGUAUCGGACGGGAAGUGCCAGGGGAAGACAAUGGACCUUACUAUGACCCUUCCAAUAGUAGCCGAGAAGGAGAAAUUCCUGGCAAUUCAGAGGUGCUAAGUACAACCACAGAGACUGCAUCUCUCAUCCAUGAUCCGACAAAAGUGAUUGACAAGCAGAUCCACAGCAAAGACUCUGUUUUCUUCUGUGAUGGAGUCAGAAGAAUUGACUUUAUCCUUUCCUAUGUGGAUGAUCCUAAAGAUGCAGAAAAGAAAAUGUUAUUUCAUCAUAGAAUCAUCAUAGAAUCCCUACAGUGUGGAAACUGCAGAUACUGGAAGAAAUCUCAUGACCCCAAGAGUGAGAAUGAACGAUACACAUUAUACAAAGAGUGGGCUCGCUUUGGCCAAUUCUACAAGGAGCAGCCUCUGAACCUUAUCAGGAAAUACUAUGGAGAGAAGAUUGGAAUAUAUUUUGCCUGGCUUGGUUUUUACACAGAAAUGCUGGGAAUUGCAGGUGCUGUUGGUUUCAUUUGCUUUCUGUACGGCUGCAUAACCAAAGAUAGAAAUAUAUGGAGUGAGGAAAUUUGUGACGCUGACCUUGGAGGGAAGAUCAUCAUGUGUCCCUUAUGUGAUGGUUGUGACUUCUGGAGACUGAAUACCACCUGUGAAUCAACCAAGAAUUCUCACCUGUUUGACAAUGCUGCCACCUUGUUUUUUGCGGUUUUUAUGGGCAUCUGGGUUACUCUUUUUCUGGAGCUGUGGAAGCGGCGACAGGCAAAGCUCGAAUAUGAGUGGGAUCUUGUGGACUUUGAAGAAGAACAGCAGCAACUUCAGAUACGCCCAGAGUAUGAGGCAAAGUGUACGCACCACAAGAAAAACCCAGUUACUCAGGAAACAGAGCCUUACAUCCCAAUAUCAAACCAGGCGUUACGCUCUUGUCUGUCCGGUGCUACGGUUUUGUUUUGGAUCUCUCUGAUCCUGAUUUGUAUCAUUGCGGUUAUCGUGUAUCGCCUCUCGAUGUAUGCUUCCUUUGCCAAGAUCACUGUGAAUAUGAAGAAGGUCAGGUACAUUGGCACGUUCUUCACACCUCAGAUGGCAACAUCAGUUACAGCCUCCGUCCUGAAUUUUAUCAUCAUCAUGAUUCUAAACUAUUUCUACGAGAAGGUGGCAAUCUGGAUCACAGAUCUUGAGAUCCCCAAAACUCACUUUGAGUAUGAGAACCGGCUGACCAUGAAAAUGUUCCUCUUCCAGUUCGUUAACUACUAUUCCUCCUGUUUCUAUGUUGCCUUCUUCAAAGGCAAGUUCAUUGGUCGGCCUGGGGACUACAACCGUCUGUUUGGGACAUGGCGAAAUGAAGAGUGUGACCCAGGCGGAUGUCUCAUCGAGUUGACAACACAGCUUACCAUUAUUAUGGCUGGUAAGCAAAUCUGGGGCAAUAUCCAGGAAUCAUUUUUGCCGUACAAGGACUAUCGUUACCCUUCAGGACAUAGUUUAGAAUAUCAGCACAACAUGCAAUUCUGGCAUAUCUUGGCUGCAAAAAUGGCAUUCAUUAUCAUCUUAGAGCACGUUGUUUUCCUGGUCAAGUUUGCGAUCGCCGCACUGAUUCCGGAUGUCCCAAGUGAGGUGAAGGCUCGGAUAAAACGGGAGAAGUAUUUAACGCAGAAGAUUUUGCACGAGUAUGAACUCAAUAAACUGAGAGAGAUGCUUGCCGGUACAGGGAGUUGUGCUGUAAACAAGGAGGUCUCUGUGCAGGCAGAAAAGGUGGAGUUGCUGAGCGAGCAGUUGUAGCCCAAGUGGCAGCAGGUUUGAGAAACACCGAGAAAGGACUCGCCUGUGUUGGUAAAACAAAUGGAUUUGUUUAUUUGGUGAGGAAUGGCCUCCCAUGAUGACAUGGGAGUUGGUUCCAGCAAUCAUGAUGUUGCUGCCACUAAUUAUGAUACUAUAUCCUGCUGUAGAGUCUGUGAGCUACUGCUUUUGAUGUGACAACUUUUCAGAAUAAUUUUCUAACCUGGCAAUUAACAGUUCCUGUUAUCUUUCUGAAUGUGCCGUUCCUUUGGGAUAAUGAACACUUCUAUUGUUGUCAAGGAGACACUGACUGUUAAACCGUCCAAAAACAUUACAAACCUGUUGAAAACCUCGCAUAUAGGAUAAUGAAGAAUGUCAAGUUGUAAGUCUAUGUUAUACUCUAUCUGAUCUAAAAUGAGAACCAAUGCAAUCCUGUGAUCAGGUGCAAUGUCUUUUUGUUUUUUAGUUUCACUCCUUUGGUCAUUGACUCCAUCAUAUUUGCUUUAGACUCCCUUGGCCUCUUUUUUGUUUCCUCUGCUCUCCUUUUCUAUCUCUUGUCUCUUUUUAUUCCUUACCUGCCUUAUCUCUCUAGUCCACGUUCUGCGCAGAUUCAUCAGACCAACAAUACUGUCUGUAACAGAAUGAAACAAAAUGGACACAAAAUGACGUAUGAAGCAAGGUCAUGUUCUGUGAAACUUAAGAGUGGAAACUACUGCGAGAUACUAAUGCACAAAAUGUAACUACUGAAAUCUCAUUGACCAAUUCUUAACUUUAUGCACACGCUGAAUAAAAAAGCCAUCAGUUUCCUGUAAUACCUCCACAGCUAGGGCUAAAUGCUACACAUCUCUAUAUUAUUACUCCAUGCUCCAGUGUUGGACCGUGCCCUAGUUUCAAUGACUAGUCAAGAAAUGCUUCAUUAGUUUUGAAUCAAAAUUUACUCUUAAGGUUGCAUUAAAACUUCCUUUGAAAAUUGUUUUAAAGAGGUGGAUGUGUGACAUGCAGAAUAGGUGUGGAGUAAGUAUGUUCUAAUCACAGAUGUCCCAAUCUAUGUCAGCAAACAGAAGGAGUUUCAAAAAGCCCGUCCUGCAACAAUAACAUGCUUUGGGCAACAUAAAGGGACAUCGAAGAAGGCCAUUCUUAAACAGCCUUCACACAUUAUCCCACCUGCCAUUGCCCUGAGUGUCUUGAAAGUGGAGCGAGAUUAAAGCCCUGAAAUACCAGUGUAGUGGGCAGUUAAUUGGCUUCAUUUGGCCAAAGAGCUUGCAGCCUAGAGGUAAUGUAACCCCUCCUUUGUAUUAUAGGUUCAGAGGUGGGUGGGAAGGGAGUGGGAUGGACACUUGACAUAUUUUGUUCAUCCCUCCUGCCAAAAACAUGCACGACAUAAAAUCUACCUGGUGGUGUCUUGAGGUAAGCCCCCUCCAAUGAGCGUCAGAGACUGGUCUGACAUUGUGCCAUUCAGCCUUUUCCCCGUGCCUCAAGAACUGUUCUUUCCUGAAUGCCCGAAGACACACACAAGUGGGGGUUGGGGGUGAGAGACCCCAUCCUCCUGUGUGAUAUCAUGGAGGCAGCCCACAGAGGUCGUAGGUCACCCAAACAUAGGCUCACCAAGUAGCAAGUGAGAAUGACCUUUUGUCUGAUACACAAAAUAAUUCCACAAACAUAAGCGUGAGGAGUAGGCCGUUUGGCGCCUUGAGCUUGCUCUAUCAUUUAAUAAGAUCAUGGCUAAUCUGAUUGUAAUCUCAAAUCUCCAUUCUCACCUACCCUUAAUACUUUUCCCUACUACCCCCAACACAGUUGCUUAUUGAGAAACUAUUCACGUCUCCCUUAAAAAUAUUUAAAGACUCUGUUUCCAGAAGCUUCUGUGGAAGAGAGUUCCAAAGACUCUUGACCCACUGUGAGGGGGGAAAAAAAAACCUUUUGUCUGAUCUCUGUUUUAAACGGGUGGAGGUUUCUUUCAGACAGUGACCCUUAGUUCUAGAUCCUCCCACUAGAUUGCAAAUUCUAUCCAUGUCUAUGCUGUCAAGACACCUCCAGAUCUUAUGGGUUUCAAUGAAGUUGUUUGUUACUGUUCUAAACUCCAGCUGACAUAAGUCUAACCUGACCAAUCUUGCCUCGUAAGACAACCCAUCCAAUUCAGGUAAUCUGGCUGGUAAACAGAAAUGGAAAUUGCUGGGAAAAUUCAGCAGGUCUGGCAGCAUCUGGGGAGAGGUAA